AUGCAGGAGGCGCUCGGCCACCAUUCCUGCCUCUGCAGCGGUGGUCGCUGCAGGCAGCGGCGGUGCCGCCGGCCCUCCCGCAUGUGCCUGGGCGGGGCCGGCCAGCGCUGUGCUGGCUGCCCUGGAUUUCAAGCUUUGAAAAUGUACGUUGCUCCUCUAUGUUGCGGCCGCCGUAUACACACACGGACGGUCUGCACAAUGGCAAUGCUCCAGAGCAGGAGUAUAAAGCGUUUGCUGCAACAGACCCUCGAGCCCACGGCCACGCCGCUCUCCACGUACCAGCUGCAGAGCACCGUGCUGCUCAGCAGCAAGACAGGCUCUAUUGUGUCCUUCGUGUCGGCCAACCCCGCGCACCCCACCUCAGGCGAUGCCCUGAACAACCUGAAGAUGAUGGCGCUGCUGAUCAAGGAGAAGUGGUCCGAGGACGAGCACGACCCCCAGGCCCAGGCCACCAAGAGCUGCUAUCACGUGACCGUCCCGGCCCGCGACGACGCCGCAGCUGCGGCCGCCCCGCUCACGACGCGCAUCUACACUUGCGAGCUCGAGGACCUGCACACUUGCGUUGCACAGAUCCCCGGCUCGGACUUGCUGUUGCUCUUUAUUGCCGACUCCCUCUUCCCCCAUGGCAUGCUCGUACUAAAAAUGAAGAGCCUGCUAAGCGCGUUCUCAGAGGUCUACGGGUACAAGCUGGACUAG
Eremothecium gossypii ATCC 10895 is the source of this 696-nucleotide messenger RNA. RefSeq names its product Slm4p (gene SLM4). Gene Ontology annotation, biological process: signal transduction. The transcript has a single exon. The record is from RefSeq and is marked provisional. Gene Ontology annotation, cellular component: Ragulator complex. The coding region runs from base 1 to 696 and encodes 231 amino acids. Lineage: Eukaryota; Fungi; Ascomycota; Saccharomycetes; Saccharomycetales; Saccharomycetaceae.